UCUGUGGUAACUUUGAGUAUGAUGCUCGUGAGGGUGAUCUUGAACGGCUAUUCAGGAAAUAUGGCAAGGUUGAGAGGGUGGAUAUGAAAGCUGGAUGUGUGUUAAUCUUGGGAUGCCCAUACUCCCACCAGCUUAUGAAUGGACCAUAGGAAAACUCAUCUCCUUGGUCCCCAAAACAAGUCACUUACCAUCCGCUAUAGCACUGCUAUCUUAAUUGCAUUUCAUUCCUCAUAGUCGUUGCACACUUGGACAUACCUCUGCAAUGGAGAAGGCACUCUCUUUUCAUUCACAUCCCGUCUGACUUCCACAUUUUCAGUUGUUCCUUGACAUAUUAAUUCCAUAAUGCAAGGCUUUGCUUUUGUGUACAUGGAAGAUGAAAGGGAUGCUGAAGAUGCUAUCCGAGCGCUUGACCGCAUUGAAUUUGGGCGUAAGGGACGCAGACUUCGUGUUGAGUGGACAAAGAGUGAACGAGGAGGUGAUAGAAGAUCUGGUGGUGGUUCAAGGAGAUCCUCAUCCAGCAUGAAACCUUCCAAGACUCUCUUUGUUAUCAACUUUGAUGCGGAUAAUACUAGGACCCGGGAUCUUGAGAGACACUUUGAGCCAUAUGGAAAAAUCGUAAACGUUAGGAUCAGGAGGAAUUUUGCAUUUAUCCAAUACGAGGUGCAAGAGGAUGCCACCCGGGCACUGGAUGCUACAAAUAAUAGUAAGCUGAUGGAUAAGGUGAUCGCUGUGGAGUAUGCGGUGAAGGAUGAUGAUGCUAGAGGGAAUGGUCACAGUCCUGAAAGACGCCGUGAUAGGUCACCUGAAAGAAGAAGGCGAUCACCUAGUCCUUACAAAAGAGAAAGAGGAAGCCCUGAUUAUGGCCGAGGUGCUAGUCCUGUUGCUGCAUACAGAAAGGACAGGACCAGUCCUGAGUUUGGCAGAAGACGUAGCCCAAGUCCUUACAAGAAAUCAAGGCGUGGAAGUCCCGAGUACAGUCGUGACCGCAGAGGCAAUGAUAGUCCUCGUAGGAGGGAGAGAGUCGCAAGCCCUAAGUACAGCAGCCGCAGUCCCAACAACAAGAGAGAUAGGAUGAGCCCUAAUCACAGUCCACUGAAGAAGGAAAGUCCGAUAAAUGGAGCGGGUGAAGUUGAUAGUCCAGUUGAAAGGAGGAGGGAGAGAUCGAGGUCUAGCCCUGAGAAUGGCCAAGUUGAAAGCCCUGGCUCAAUUGGAAGAAGAGACAGUGAUGGUGGCUACGAUGGUGCAGAGAGCCCAAUGCAGAAGAGCCGGUCUCGUUCACCACCUGCUGACGAGUGAUGAAAAGUGGAUCCACAACCUCUAUCAAAGUAGGAUGUUGUAACUGUUUGUUUCGUCGUAUUUAGAUUUGGUCUCUUGCUUAAAUGCCUUUUCCGGUAGAUUACAACUUGGAUCUCUUUUUAUUGUCGGAUUAUAAAACUUUUGUCUGUGUGCCAAGGUACUGCAUUUUCCGUUAUUAUCAUCUCAGUUUGAACUCCAA
This is a messenger RNA of Camelina sativa (false flax), 1495 nucleotides long. The record is from RefSeq and is a predicted model, not a curated record. NCBI's taxonomy places the organism in Eukaryota, Viridiplantae, Streptophyta, Magnoliopsida, Brassicales, Brassicaceae.